Molecule: messenger RNA, 1029 nt
Organism: Rosa rugosa (rugosa rose)
Lineage: Eukaryota; Viridiplantae; Streptophyta; Magnoliopsida; Rosales; Rosaceae
Exons: 4
Coding region: 1-1029 (342 amino acids)
Source: RefSeq, a predicted model, not a curated record
AUGCUUGCACUGGUCGAUCUCCCUGACUGGACUAAUGACAUUGCUCCCGUGGAUGGGAACACUGAAGGAUACGAGCGAUGGUGGUCAGAAGUCUCUGUCAACUGCUGGAGACAACGGGACGACGAACUAUUCGCGACCAUCUUUGAAGAGCUGAGAUAUCCUUAUGAUGCUGAUACAGAGUUGCUCGCUCGCUUUCCUGAAGAUGAGGCACGACCCCCGCCACCUGAACCGGCUCCGCGACCCGCGCGAGCUCCUCGCCCGAUCCAGGCUGGGAUUGUAAUUCGCGAGCCCCCUCAAGAGGGAAGUGUGCCACCUUCUGGCAGUCGUACAGUUAAUGCUUCUCCGGCCACUGGCCAGGCCGCGAAGAAGAAAGCAAUAGUGAUGGAGCCUGAAGUCGAAGACUCCUCCUCUGACGAUGAUGAUCCACAAACAGUUCGUCGUAGGUCCUCCAGACAAGUUGGGGAAGGAUCCUCCGUUGCUGGCGAAAACGCGUCUGCCUCACACGCCCAAGCACCAACUGGUUCCAACAAUCCUCCACCUCCCAUCAGUGCUACAAACAAUAUGCAGUUGGCUCUGGUACCAGUUCAAGUCAUAGACGACAGCUCGCCUGAGGUUGAGGAAAGAAUACCACUUCCAGAUACACCUCGCGAGCCACCAACUGCAGUACUCACCAUGGAACAAGUAGCGCCUGAUUCGGUUCCAGUUUCUGGUGAGGUUGAUCAAGAACCAAUGCCAAUAGCAAUUCUCCACGAGCCGCCUAUUCUAGAGAACCCUGCCCCUAUCGAGGAAGUGGCUGCUGCUACCGUAGAGGUGCUUGGCGAAAACCCGGCUGAACCAGAUGGUGCGGACGCGGAUAACCAAGAAUCUGUACCCGAUGCCCCCCAAGUACCUGAAGUAGGAGAUGGAGUGAAUCCAGAGCCGGUGCUGGAGGCGGUUCCUGUCACGGAGUCUCGAGGCUCCUGUUGCUGCUACCCCAAAUCCGCUACCUGCGCCUCCUUCCAGACUGGAAAGGCUAGCUCGCGUUCUUGA